Molecule: messenger RNA, 627 nt
Organism: Arachis ipaensis
Lineage: Eukaryota; Viridiplantae; Streptophyta; Magnoliopsida; Fabales; Fabaceae
Source: RefSeq, a predicted model, not a curated record
CAUGUAUGUUAAAGUGAGGAGUGUACCCGAGGAGUUUCCUUUUUAUUUAAAUGAGUUUCUUGUUGAGAAGUUCCCUUUGUCUUGGUGUUCCGAGCCUGUGCAAGCUUUAGACGUGGAUGAUAGGUCGGUUGAUGAUCAACUUGUGAUGGAGUUUCUGUUUGAGAAGUUGGGCCCAAAGGGGUUGCUAUCUGUGUCCGAAUUGUUAAAAUGGGAUUCUGAUAGAGAGGCGGUUCUGAGAUAUCUAGGUGAGAAGGUGCCUACGAUUACUACUGCUGGUUUGAAGUCAUUCUUCAAUCAGCGGAAGAAGGCUGAGAAGGAGAGCUCGGCUACCAAUGCUGAUAAAGGCCCUGUGAUUCAGCCCGAGGCUGCUCUUAAGUCUAAACGAAAGAGGGGUUUUGCGAAAGAAAAAUUUGCUGAGGCUUUCCUGAAGGAAGGGGAGUCUUCUGUGGAGCUUCAGUGAGUGGAGUCUGCUUAUGAGUCUCAAAAAAGAUUGCAUGGCUAUUCGGAAGAUGUUCAUUGUCGUUCAUUAUGGGGAAAAUUGUAUCCUUUUUCUGUCAUGGCUGAUGAGCUUUGUUGCUUCCCGGAUGAUAUGAAGAUGGUCGAGGAUGUCGGCCAUGUAGGAGUGAG